UCCUGCAGGAGGCCGUGAGCACCCGAGACCUGGAGCUGGUGCAGCUGGUCCUGCGGUACCGUGACUACCAGAGAGCCAUCAAGCGCCUGGCUGGGAUCCCCAUCCUGCUGGAGAAGCUGCGCAAGGCCCAGGACUUCUAUGUGGAGAUGAAGUGGGAGUUCACCAGCUGGGUGCCACUGGUGUCCAAGAUCUAUAUGACCUGGCAGCGGGGCAACCGCAGCUUUGUCUUUCGGGGACAAGACACCAGUGCAGUAGUGAUGGAGAUCGACCACGACCGGCGGGUGGUCUACUCGGAGACGCUGGCCCUGGCUGGCCAUGACCAGGAGGUUCUGCUGUCUGCUGUGCAGCCCACCGAGGAGCAGGUGAUGGGGCGGCUGACGGCCCCCGUCGUCACCACCCAGCUAGACACCAAGAACAUCGCCUUUGAGAGGAACAAAUCUGGGAUCCUGGGCUGGAGGAGUGAGAAGACAGAAAUGGUGAAUGGGUACGAGGCCAAGGUCUACGGCGCGUCCAACGUGGAGCUGAUCACCCGGACGCGGACCGAGCACCUCUCGGACCAGCACAAGGGCAAGAGCAAAGGCAGCAAGACCCCCCUGCAAUCCUUCCUGGGCAUCGCUGAGCAGCACGUGGGGCCCAACAACGGGGUGAGUGUUGCAGGGGCCCACGGGGUGCCCCCACAGUUCAAGGCGAAGCUGUGGCUGUGUGAGGACCCCCCGCUGUCCCUCUGCGAGCAGGUUGCCCCCAUCAUCGACCUCAUGGCAAUAAGCAACGCGCUCUUCGCCAAGCUGCGGGACUUCAUCACCCUGCGCCUCCCGCCCGGCUUCCCCGUCAAGAUCGAAAUCCCCAUCUUCCACAUCCUCAAUGCCCGCAUCACCUUUGGGAACCUCAAUGGGUGCGACGAGCCCGUCAGCUCCCUGCGGCACAGCCCCAGCAGCGAG
Merops nubicus (carmine bee-eater) is the source of this 938-nucleotide messenger RNA. RefSeq names its product ankyrin repeat domain 13B (gene ANKRD13B). Gene Ontology annotation, cellular component: cytoplasm. The annotation marks the transcript as partial. Lineage: Eukaryota; Metazoa; Chordata; Aves; Coraciiformes; Meropidae. The record is from RefSeq and is a predicted model, not a curated record. The transcript is spliced from 10 exons.